Molecule: messenger RNA, 1809 nt
Organism: Notothenia coriiceps (black rockcod)
Lineage: Eukaryota; Metazoa; Chordata; Actinopteri; Perciformes; Nototheniidae
Product: early growth response protein 1-like
Exons: 3
Biological process (GO): regulation of transcription by RNA polymerase II
Molecular function (GO): DNA-binding transcription factor activity, RNA polymerase II-specific; RNA polymerase II cis-regulatory region sequence-specific DNA binding
Source: RefSeq, a predicted model, not a curated record
AAUAAUUUUUCAAAAAUUCCUGGAGCUUUGGAUUUCUCCGGCACUCCGAGCAGCAGCAACCCGGGAAUAGCGCCUCUUCUCCGUGUUAGGAGUUUACUUUUUCGUCGGUCCGGAAUCGGACCCCCCUCUCUCACGGAGGAUGUUGUCCGCCCUGCAGCUGUCGGAGGCCGGCCUCCCGUCGCCCCUCUCCCCGCUGGAGGGGUACCUCUCCCGGCUGGAGGAGCUCCACUCGCUGCUGCAGAACGCGGCCGCUGGAGGCUCACUGCUGGCGGCUUCAGUAGCUCAGGGAGCCGGGGAGCAGAGCGCGGAGCUCCGGGAGCACGGAGACUGUCUGACAGACCUGGAGCUCCUCCCCUCGUACAGCGGGCGCUUCUCAUUCGAGCCCGCCAGCUUGUGGGCGGAGCCUCUGCUCAGCCUCAUCACCGGAUUGGUCAGUGUGACUCCUCCUCCUCCUCACCCUCGUCAUCAUCAUCAUCAUCAUCAUCAUCCUCAUCAUCAUCGCUGUUGCCUCCUGAGCCAAUCAGCUGUGGAGGAGACUCUUCUGUCUUCUCCCAUUCGACAACGAGGUACACAAUGACGCCCCCCUCUGAUUCGCUGGUGUUCCCAUCACAAGCCCCGCCCCUUUCCUACCCCGGCGUCCAGAAAGCCAACAAGAAGUGCAGGACUUCGCCGAAACAUCGCCCGUUUUCCUGCCCGUCCGCCGGCUGCGAGCGCUGUUUCUCGCGCAGUGACGAGUUGACGCGUCACCUGCGUAUCCACACGGGUCAGCGUCCGUUCAGCUGCCGCUUCUGCAGCCGCAGCUUCUCCCGCAGCGAUCACAUGACCACGCACGUGCGCACGCACACCGGAGAGAAACCCUUCAGAUGCAGCGAAUGCGGACGCAGCUUCGCCCGCAGCGACGAGCGCAAACGACACCUCAAGAUACACCAGAAGCAGCGGGAUCGAACCGGCACAACCAACGCAGACGCCGUAUCAUUGUCCCCCACGGACGCUCCUGCGCCGGGCUUUUUAUAGCGCUUUUCCCAUGGAUGUAUAAUAAGAACUGGAUACAGCAGAGCGGACUGAAGGACUCGUGUAAAGACAAACAAAAUGACGUCACAGCAGCUGCAGUACCACGUUCGGCCACUAGGAUCUACUAUGGCUUGGAUUUUGUAAAGACACUUUAAUAAGCAAACUAAAGAUAGUAUUUAGUCCCAGAAGCUGUUUGGACGCUACGGACCUGCUGUGGCUAGGGGGGAUCGGGCUUCUGACCUCAGACUGAAGGUUAACCAGGAACAUUGAAAAAUAAACUGUAUUUGUUGUUCCCGCAGUGACCACAGGGGGCGCAGUUUCUGAAGAAAGACUUGUGUAAAGACACUUGAAUAAUCAAAAUAAAGGUAGUAUUUUUGGGCCAAAUUGACGUCACAGAAGCUGCAGUACCACCAUUUGGCCUCUAGGAUGUUUCUGUGGCUUAGGGGGUCUUGGACUUCUGACCUCAGACUGAAAUUUAACCAAAAACUUUGAAAGAUAAACGUUUAUUUCAGCAUUGUUUGUUCACGGAGGUUCAGUUUGAGCCUCGCCAGCCUCCGUACCUGAGGGUCCUCCCGUAGCAGAGCCUGUACCUGAGGGUCCUCCCGUAGCAGAGCCUGUACCUGAGGGUCCUCCCGUAGCAGAGCCUGUACCUGAGGCUGAUCUCUAUCCACCUGCUUCCCCUCUAACACAAAGAGAAUACAAUGUCAAAUAUACUGACGCUGUUUUCAUGGUCAUUUAUUAUCGAGAGGAAACUGUUUACUCUUUGCUUUAAUACAAAAUAAAAGUUUCUAAAAAAUA